Molecule: messenger RNA, 426 nt
Organism: Copidosoma floridanum
Lineage: Eukaryota; Metazoa; Arthropoda; Insecta; Hymenoptera; Encyrtidae
Source: RefSeq, a predicted model, not a curated record
AUGUCCGAACGUCUAGAAGAACAACUGAUGGCGAUGGAAGUUAAAAUACGAGAAGAAACAAGAAAGUCUGUCAUCUUUUUUCGUGGCCGUGAAACUCAUCUAUCUACCUGUUUCAACAAGGCCACUGAAGAGACUAGGCAAUUAAACCUAAAACCCAGCAAAGAUUAUCACCUUUUACCUGAUAGCAAAAGGGUCCACCAGACGGAGUUGGAUUGCGCUGAAUUUGACAAAGACACAAUUAAGGUCAUUGUCAGAGGCGAAUUGAUAUUAGUUCAAGGUACCAAAAAAAAUCAACGAGACGAAACCACCUUGACGUAUGACAUUCCAGAUCAGUGUGAUUUGGCAAGAAUCGAGGCAGGAUUUUACUCCGACGACGUUUUGUAUAUUCGUUUUCCUUUAAAGAAUGAGCCAGAUGUUAAAGUAUAG